Molecule: messenger RNA, 2278 nt
Organism: Zea mays
Lineage: Eukaryota; Viridiplantae; Streptophyta; Magnoliopsida; Poales; Poaceae
Product: lysine-specific demethylase SE14
Exons: 2
Coding region: 1-1962 (653 amino acids)
Source: RefSeq, a predicted model, not a curated record
AUGCUGUCUUCCUCCUCGUCUGCUGCGACCACGCCGACGGCCGAGGCGUCUUCUGAAGAUCUCUUGGGCACUGUGGCGGCAGUGGAGUUGCUACCAGACUUCGUCAAACUUAAAGCACUUGCAAUAUCAAUAGCCGAGCAAAUUGAGUCUCAAUUUGAUUGUGGCGACAUUUCACUUGCAAGUGCAUCCAAGUCUGAUUUACGUCUAAUCAACAUUUCAAUUGAUGAUGAGGGGCAUGAGGAAGAUGGAAGAGACUGGACGUCACAAAUGGGUCUAAACCUGAAAUAUUCUGCUAAACUCAAGAAAGAGAAAUCAGAAAAACAAGAAGAAUCUCUUUUGUCAUUUGGGGGACUGUUUUCCUGCUCUUCACCUGUUUCGGUUGUUCCUAAUCUUAAGUGGCUUUGCAAAAGAGCGCGGACACUAUACACAGUUACUGACAUUAUUAGGAAUUCUAGUGCAACAGCAACUGCUGAGGAUCUUAAGCCUGGAAUGAGGACGGAGAUAGUCACUAAUGUAAAUGUUUGUAAGGAUGACAGUAGGCAGCAUACUUUUCGACAAAGUGGCCUUGAGCAACCAGGUGGAUUGCAAGAUUGUGACAAGCCUUCAUGCUCCGAGCAGAAUGACCAUGGAAGACAUUGUCUUGUUAACAUUCCUAUUGCUGUUGCUGUACAUCCUUUGAUGCAUCAAGUUCCUGAGGGUCCAGUUAGUGUUAGCACGUGUCAUGACUCCAUUUGUUCACCAGGUUCCCUGGAUUCACCUCCACUUGCCUCACCUGUUGAAGUAACUAGAUAUCAAGGAUGUAUACAGUCAUCUGAAUUGAGCAGUUUGCCAGCCUUUUCUGUUCAACAUUUCCUUAAUGACGAAAGUACCUCUGUGGAAGGAAGCAUAAACUGUGUAAGCAAUGACUGCUUAGUAUCUCAGGAUGUUACUUUAUGGAGCAGAGAUGAAUGUUUGCAAGUUCAACUAGAUCAAGAGAAGAUGGGGAUUUGCAAUAAUCCCGUCAUGAUGUCAGUUGAUUCACACCUGAUAGAAGGUUUGGCUGUAUCAGAAGGAAAGCGUGGGGACACUGUGUCAGCAUCCCUUGAAAAGGAGGAGUGCUAUGCUAAAACAUCCUACUGUUCUAAUACUGAAAUAAAAACUACUAAAUCUGCGGUAGAUAAUCAAAUGGAGACUCAUGAUCUGGGUACUGGUCCAGUGAAACUAAACUCAAGCUUUGAUGAGAUGCCCAGUGCUGAUGUUCCUGCUUCAACUCAGCCUCCGUCAGUUCCACCUGGUUUGGUGAGUGAUGAGUCGAAGGUUGAUUUCAGCCAUUCUGCUGUCAAGGCCUUUGAGCACCAGAGCCAUAAUCCUGCUAACUUAAAGCAUGAAUCUCCGCAUAUAGAUUCCCACAUCUUAGAGGACGCCCAAGUUGCUUCCAUGGCUGCACUCCCUGGACAUGACGGAAUAUCUGUCGACACUGUUUCAAAUACUUUUGAUAUUUUGCUUGGAGCUCUGGCUGAAGAGUCCAAGGCAACAGAUGCUCCUGGUAAAGAUGAGGUUGGCAAAGCUUCCUUGACACUAAUGACACUGGCUAGCAAUGAGCCUUCUGCAUAUGAUGUUACAGAUGUCAGAGCUGUAGAGGUGGUGGAAACAGACACGAUUUUGGGAGCAGCAAAAGAUGAUAAACAAGUUGGUUUGUCAGAUGUUGUAGCUAGGUGCAUCGGGUUCUCAAAUAGAACAAAUAUCAUAUGCUAUGUCAGACGCAAUCACAAAAGGAAGAGGGAUUCUCUAUCAAAUACUGAUAGUUCACAAAGUCAUUUGAGUUUCGUCCGCUCUCCCUGUGAGAGCUUGAGGUCAAGGACUAAACCUGCGGUAGUAGAAGAGUCGGAAUGGAGCAGGACAGCUGAAGCUUCUUUUGCUAAAAGGUGUAAGAGGACAAAAACAGUGGGAUCAUUUCAGUGUGAUAUUGAUCUGUGUGACUAGGGCUGAACUUAAUGUCCACAAGCAGAUCCAUGUUUUCGCAUUGUCUGGGUUCUCAUCGUGUGCAUGUAAUUCCUGUCUUCGCAUUGUCUGGGUUCUCAUUUAUAUCCUGUCGUACUGUUACAGCAGAUCCAUGUUUUUUUUUAGUUCAACGAGAUGAGUCUUAUAUAUGUCUUAGUGUUCGGCUACGAUUCAGGGCAGAUCUUAUGAGCACUAUCGAGGUGGCUGGACGGUGGAACGAGAUCCUCUGACGUGGGGAGAGGGCACUGCCGCGUGGCCCCCGCGUGCGGCAGGGCCCGUGCAGUGACCCUACUGCCUG